AUGUCUCGAGUGGGACUCCCAUUAACUCCAAGAACAGUUCGUAGAAGCGUUUUCCGAUUUAGUCAAGAAGCAAAUAUCGGCCACAAAUUGAACAAUGAGAAGGAACUUGCUGGAUUUACUUGGUACAAGUCGUUUCUAAAGAGGCACCCAAACAUCGCCAAGAGGAAGCCGCAGAUGAUGAACAUCGCUAGAGCUCAAAAACUGAACCCAACCAUCGUACAUGAUGAUGAAAAGGGUUGCAGAUUAACUUUGCACCAUGCUCACAAGGUUUUAGCAGAAAAGGGAGAACGCCGAAUUCAUUUACUAGCCAAUGAACAUGCUGAAAACGUGACAGUAGUAGCUUGUGUCAACGCACUGGGACGAGCGGUACCACCAAUGAUUAUUUUCAAAGAUUUAAGAAAAAAGGAUACCUAUUCAGACAACCUUCCCCCUGGUUCCACUGUUCAAAUUUCUGCAAAAGGGAACAUGAUUAGGGAGUUAUUUAUUGUUUGGCUACAACAUUUUGCAAAAUUCAAGCCAGCAAGAAGAGUUCUUUUAGUCAUUGAUGGUGCUUCCUGUCACCUAGAUAUCUCCAUUGUUGAAGAAGCGGAAAAGUUUGAUGUGUCCUUGUACUGCUUACCAUCAAAUACAACCCACGAAUUGCAACCACUAGACUACGCUGUUUUUCGAUCCUUUGAACAUUAUUGGGACACCGAACUGCUGAAUUACUGGGAAGCAACAAAUGUUCCUUGCCGAACUCUAAAGAAGGAUAGAUUCGGGAUUGUCUUCAAUAAAGUGUGGCAACAACGUAUGUUAAUUUCAAACAUCCAAAAUGGUUUUCGAGCAACAGGGAUAUACCCAUUCAACCCAUCAGUCAUCCCAGAAAAUGCUUUUAGUCGAUCACUUCUUACACACAAACAGCAAGAAACUGAAGCAGAACCAAAAAAAUCUGAUGAUGAAGACGAUAUCCCACUGAUUCAUUUUAAGCAAAAAGGAGGCCCGAUUUCUACAGGUAAAUCAUCACAUCAACCUAGUCCCAGUUGUUCCUCAUGGACCAAUGCCAACAAGGAAACCGAUUCUGCUACACCAAAGAUAAAGAUACUUAAUGUCAUAACUGUGAAACAACCUAACCGGGAUAACGCUGCUGUACCGAAGAAAAGUCCAAAGAAAAAAUCAUUUGCUGACAUUUUAAAGACGCCAGACUUUUCAACUGCUAAGCAGACGAAAAAUCCUCGAAGAAAAGCAGUCAAUUAUAAGGCCCAGCUAUUAAAAACAGAUUUAUUUAGAAAGGGGACAAAUCCGCCAAUUGAAGAGAAACAAAAUAAGAACGAUGAAGAAGCUUGGUAUUGUUUUUUAUGCGACGAGGACUGCAAACGAGACAUGCGGCGUUGUAUUCGGUAUAAUACCUGGGUACAUGAAGUUUGUGGGGGACUAGUGCUAGAAGAUACCGAAGACUAUGUGUGCCCUAAAUGUGCUUAA
This is a messenger RNA of Onthophagus taurus, 1458 nucleotides long. Lineage: Eukaryota; Metazoa; Arthropoda; Insecta; Coleoptera; Scarabaeidae. The record is from RefSeq and is a predicted model, not a curated record.